CCGCUUCGGUCCGGUUCGUUGCCUUGUUGCGAGCCGCGGGCUGGGCCGCGGGGUCGGGGGCUCCGACCUUGCCGCGCUCUCGGGGCCCGCCCGUCCCCGCCGCUGCCGGCGGUAACAAUGGGAGCCGUGCUCCCGCCCUGCCGGGCUCCUUGCGGGCCGCCAGGCCCGCUGCUGCCACCGCUCCUCGGUGGCGCCCCGUGGGUCGUGGCACGGCUGGUUUCGCUGCCCGCGUGAAAUUCCCGGGCAGCAGCGGUUUGGGGGUCCUGGAGGAGCCCCGGCCCACGAGUGCCGCCCUGCUUCACGUCCCUCCAUCCCGGCCGGGGGCUCUCCCUGCGCCCUCCGGCCCGGAAGUCUCCGGAGCAAAGCGCUGCCUGUCGAUCCCCAGUCGGGGUCUCUGAUGGCAUAUCCGGGAGCAUCUCCCUAAAAGCUCAUGCUUUGCAUACAUGGAAUGAUUCGGUUUGCGGCCACCAUGUCUUUGCUCUGGGGAAAGCCUCUUGUAUUGAUAACCUUUUUUUUGGCUUCUCAUUCUGCCCCGUGUUGCAGAAAAAGUUUUGCCUUCUCUGGCCCUUUCCUUUCGGGCUUUGGAGCCUUUUUGCACAUGUUAUUAAGCUUUGUCAGAAUGGGAUGAAAAUACCGUUUUUCUGUAUUAACACAUCAGGAAAAUGAAACUGGGAUGUGCCAGGGCAAGCAGCAGCCCGCAGGUCUGGCAGUGCCAUGGGACCUACAGAUUCUGGUUCUGAAACUGUAACUUAUCUCGUUUCUAAUAAAAUGAACAGUUUGUUACAUUUUUGUAUCCCCUCAUUUUCUGGAGACUCCGCACUUUCCUUAUGUAGUUGAGACUCUCCUCUUUAGGCCUGGUGGGAAGGCAGGUCUGAGAAGGAAAGGGGGUAACAGCUGAUGUCUCAUUUGAUGCAAUGUCUUUGAGCAGAGAGUUUUGUAACCUGUAACUGUGAACCUCCUUUGUUUUCCCUGAGCCCUGGAGUGCAGAGCUGUUGGCCUGAGGUGUGAGCCCUGCUCCCUGCAAUGCCAACACUCCAGUGUGGACUGGCUGCCACUCCCUUGGGCCGGAGCUGCUCUUUCAACUCUUGGUGCAUGGGUGCAAGUUUGCUCUUUCAAGAGAAGAGGUGGAAUGCUUUUGAUGAGAGCAGCUUUGGUCGGGGAAGCUUUCUUGCAGCUGUGGGGUAGUGCAGGCAUUGGGGUUCUGUGGGUCACUGCUGCCACUGAGCUGAUCCCCAGUUCCCCAGUGAGGAAUGAGUUCCCAGUAGCCAAGUCCUCUUUCCCCAAGGCUGCUCUGGGGUCUGCAUGGGAACACCUCCUCACCUGACAGCCUCACCAGAGUCAGGCUCUGGCUGAGGUUUUUGCUAUGGAUGGUUUUUUUUAAUGGGUUUUCAGCACGUGAAAGGACAAACGCUUGUGUUACUGGUGGCAGGGUGGAGCAUGGCAGCUGCUGAGCAAUGCCUGGGCUGCAUAAGGUUUGGGCUCAGCCUGCUGCACCUGCAGCCCAGGGAAGCUGCAGGUUGGGUUUCUGUGGAUGUGUGGAAUCACUUCCCUCUGGGCCUGUGGUUCUGCUGCUGGGUUGGUUUAAUACAACAAAUUGUGUGUGAAACUUACAACUGGAAGAAAGCCAAAAUACAUAUCCCCUACACAGAGGGGAUGGCUGGGGAUAGAAGGCAUUUUCUGCUCUGCUUUGGCAGAAGUGCAGGCUUGGUGCUCUUCCCCUGUACCUCUGUGCCUCCUGGUAGCUUGGAUAGUUUCCUCAUAAGGGACCUUGGCACUGUAUAGCUGUAAAACUGUGGUGUGAAGUUGCCACAAGGCAUGGGUGGGUGAAGGGGGGAAUUUGGAGGUUUUGUAGGGAGCUGCAGGAGCAAUUGCACAGAAACUUACCCACAGAGAAAGGCCAGGCACUGGUGGGAGCAGCUCUGGGGGAUGUAGAGGCAAUGUUAGGAUCUCCCUGCUCUCAGGAGGGAUUUCUCACCCAGUCAGUACUUGCAAACUUCAACAGGAGAUUCCCCAGCUUUUCCUGCACUAUUUGCUAAUUCUGCUUCUGAGCUCCCUCCUUGGCACACUGUUUUUCCCUGUGCUGCCCUGCUCGUGGACAGCAGUGUUUCAGAUCAGAUCCUGCACUGAUUAUCUUCCUAAGUUCCAUGCUUCUGCACUCUGGCUCCUUCCCAUGUCUCUCGUGUCUGCCUGGGGCACAGCAGCAGAUCCUGCUGCUUUGGAGGAAGGCUUUGCAGUCUUAGCAAUGAAAUAUGAAAAUGUGAAUUCUGUGAUUAUUGAAAUUUUGGGGGCUUAGAAGCUGUGAGUCCUGACAAGUGCUGUGGGAUGUCUCUCACAUCCUUUUUGCCUGAAGAGCACUAGAGAGGGUAAAACCUCAGUGCUAAUCCCUUUUCUAACACCCCCUGCCCUGAGGCCCAGUGUGAGGUUAGAAAACUCUGCUUGCUUUGGACACUCAAACUUUUCUUGGGAUUGUUUGCUUCAAGCAGUGUUAUCUAACAGUGUUACUGGCUGUUAUUCCUUGCAGACAUCUUAUUCACUUUUUAGUAUGUUUGUGAUCAAGAAUACUAGGAAAAAAUUUGGUUUUCCAGUUCAAGGGAAUAAUUUUAAAAAAAGCAAAAAUAGGCACUUCUGCAAGGGCAGGUUUUCCUUAAAACAAAAAUUCCUCACACCUGUAGCACCACUUAUUGCUGGAACAUUUUUGCUUUCCCUGCUCUGCUUUAAAGGCAAGAAAGGAGAAGGGGAAGCAGCUGAUGUGUCUGAGGCUCUGAGAUGCUCUGUCCUUCAAGUGAGGUGUUUUGAAGCUUUUUCAAGCCUCCCUGCACAACUGGAUGGCCACAGCCUCAGCUUGGGGGCAUGGCAGAUCUGUGCCCACUCACACAUGUUCCAACAAGAAGUUGUUAAACUCUUUGCCUCAAGUCCAGGGAAUGGCUUCAAACUGAAGGAUGAUCAAUCUAGAUUACCUGAGAAAGAGGUUUUUUUACAGUGAGGGUGGUGAGGACCUGGCACAGCUUGCCCAGAGAAGCUGUGGCUGCCCUACCUCUGGAAGCAUUCAAGGCGAGGUUGGAUGGGGCUUGGAGCUACCUGGGCUGUUGGAAGGUGUCCCUGCCCAUGGCAGGGGAGUAGAACUGGAUGAGCUUCAAGGUCCCUUCCAACCCAAAACAGUCUGUGAGUCUAUGAUUUUCCUUUGGCUCCUGGUGCCUGAUUGCUCUCACCUGCAUGCAGGUGAUAUUCCAUCUGGAGCACUCUGCCAUGGUAUCCAGAGAGAAACCUCAAGGAGUACAAGUGGCCAUUUUGUGUUGGGAGCACGUGGUGAUGGCAGCCUGGCCCACUGUGGUUUUGGGGAAGUGAUGGGGAGGGUGGGGACCUACAGCAGCCAUUCUGGCUGUGUUGCCCUUGGGAUUGUUCACUCUUGCUGCUUACUUUUGUUUGUGGUAUCUAACAGUCCGUUCUCUCUUCUCCCCUGCCCCACCACAGAGUUGAACCUUGUAAAUACUGUUAUUUGUAUAUACUGUAAAUGAUGACAUCGGUGGGCACUACCCGAGCCCGGGGCAGCUGGGAGCAGACACAGACACAGAGCCAGACGCAGCACAAGCAGCGGCCGCAGGCUACUGCAGAACAGAUUCGACUUGCACAGAUGAUUUCGGACCACAACGAUGCUGACUUUGAGGAGAAGGUGAAACAACUGAUUGACAUCACAGGCAAGAACCAGGAUGAGUGUGUGAUUGCUCUGCAUGACUGCAAUGGGGAUGUCAACAGAGCCAUCAAUGUGCUGCUGGAGGGCAAUCCUGACACGCAUUCCUGGGAAAUGGUUGGGAAGAAGAAAGGUGUCUCAGGACAGAAGGAGAGUGGACAGACGGAACCCAGUGAAGAAAGCAAAGAGAACCGGGAUCGGGAGCGGGAUUUCAGCAGACGACGUGGAGGGCUGCCGAGGCGAGGCCGAGGUGCCACCCGUGGAAGAGAGUUUCGGGGCCAGGAGAAUGGGCUAGAUGGUGGUAAGAGUGGAGGAUCUUCUGGAAGAGGCACGGAAAGAGGGAGGCGGGGACGUGGCCGAGGCCGAGGUGGCUCUGGUCGGCGAGGGGGAAGAUUUUCUGCCCAAGGCAUGGGAACUUUCAACCCAGCUGACUAUGCCGAGCCGGCCAGCACGGAUGAGAACUAUGGGAACAGCAGCAACACGUGGAACAACACUGGGAGCUUUGAGCCCGACGAUGGCACGAGACUUGAUUUCAUUGGGGGUGAGGGGUCAAAUUAUCCCCGAAAAUUUGACACUGCUCCUGGUACGAUACAUCCAGGUGCAUGGAGGGCAGCGACAGAAGAAUGGGGCACGGAGGACUGGAAUGAAGAUCUGUCAGAGACAAAGAUCUUCACAGCCUCCAAUGUGUCUUCAGUGCCUCUGCCUGCCGAGAACGUGACAAUCACAGCUGGACAAAGAAUUGAUCUCGCAGUCCUGCUAGGAAAGACACCCUCUUCUAUGGAGAACGAGUCAACAAACCUGGAGUCAUCCCAGACUCCUUCCCUGGCGCAGCCACUGGUGUUCAGCAAUUCUAAACAGAGUGCUCUAUCCCAGCCCGCCUCUGGAAACUCCUUCUCUCACCACAGCAUGGUGAGCAUGUUGGGGAAAGGGUUUGGAGAUGUCGGGGAGGCCAAAGGCAGCAGUACCACAGGGUCACAGUUCCUGGAGCAGUUCAAGACAGCCCAGGCACUGGCUCAGCUGGCAGCUCAGCACACCCAGCCUGCUGGGAACACCACUGCUGCUUCCUGGGACAUGGCAUCCACCACACAGACCUCGUCUCUGGUGCAGUACGAUCUCAAGAACCCAACAGAGUCUUCUGUGCAUAGUCCCUUCACCAAGCGUCAGGGCUUCACAUCUACUUCAACCAUGAUAGAAGUGUUCAUGCAGGAGAAGCAGCCUGUGGUGACUGCCUCCACAACCACACCGGCGCCUCCAUCCUCACCUCUGCCCAGCAAAACCAAUCCAGUUCCCCAGAUGUCUCCAGGCUCCUCGGACAACCAGUCCUCAAGUCCCCAGCCAGCACAGCAGAAGCUCAAGCAGCAAAAGAAAAAAGCAUCGUUAACAUCAAAGAUUCCUGCACUUGCAGUGGAAAUGCCUGGCUCCUCAGAUAUCUCAGGGCUAAACCUGCAGUUUGGGGCGUUACAGUUUGGUUCAGAGCCUGUUCUUGCUGAAUAUGAAUCGACGCCCACAACCAGUGCCGCCGUUAGCCAGUCUCAGAGCAGCCUCUACACCAGCUCAGCCAGUGAAUCUUCAUCCACAAUUUCGUCCAAUCAAAGCCAGGAGUCUGGUUACCAGAGUGGCACAAUACAGACAGCAACAUUUACCUCCCAGAACAGCGCUCAGGGACCACUGUACGAACAGAGAUCCACCCAGACGAGGCGAUACCCAAAUUCUAUCUCCUCUUCGCCCCAGAAGGAUCUGACCCAGGCUAAGAAUGGUUUCAGUUCUGUACAACCCACGCCAUUACAAACCACACAGGCUGUUGAAGGUGCUACGGGCCCUGCGGUGAAAUCCGACUCCCCCUCUGCUCCCAGUAUUGCCCCUCUCAACGACGGGGUGUCUGCAUCGUCCUUGCUGACAACAGCCAGCCAACACUCAACAGCUCUGAGCAGCCUGAGCCACAGCGAGGAGCUCCCCAGUACAACCACUGCCCAGCUCAGCAGUGCAUUACCCACCCAGCAGAACAGUCUGUCCUCAUCCACAUCCUCUGGGCGAACAUCAACUUCAACCCUUCUGCACACAAGUGUGGAGAGUGAAGCAAGCCUCCAUUCUUCUGCCAGUACUUUCUCCACCUCCUCCAGCACGGUGUCAGCUGCCCCACCAGUUGUCAGCGUUUCAUCCAGCCUCAGCAGUGUCAGCAGCCUGGGCCUCAGCCUCAGCAGCAACUCCACAGUGACGGCCUCGACUCGCAGCUCUGUUGCAACCACAUCAGGAAAAGCUCCUCCCAAUCUCCCUCCUGGAGUCCCACCGUUGUUGCCUAAUCCAUAUAUCAUGGCUCCAGGGUUGCUACAUGCCUACCCGGUGUAUGGAUAUGAUGACUUGCAAAUGCUCCAGACGAGAUUCCCGUUGGAUUACUACAGCAUCCCAUUCCCUACACCCACCACACCACUGACUGGAAGAGAUGGCAGCCUGAGCAGCAAUCCAUACUCUGGUGAUUUAACAAAAUUUGGCCGUGGUGAUGCCUCUUCCCCUGCUCCUGCAACCACGCUGGCUCAGCCUCAGCAGAGCCAGACCCAGACCCACCACACCACACAGCAGACGUUCCUGAACCCUGCGCUGCCUCCUGGCUACAGUUACACCAGUCUGCCAUACUACACAGGGGUACCAGGGCUCCCCAGCACCUUCCAGUACGGGCCCGCCGUGUUCCCUGUUGCUCCUACCUCUUCCAAGCAGCAUGGUGUGAAUGUCAGCGUCAAUGCAUCAGCAACCCCUUUCCAGCAGCCCAGUGGCUAUGGCUCUCAUGGGUACAGCACUGGUGUAUCUGUGACAUCCAGUAAUACAGGUGUGCCAGACAUCUCGGGCUCUGUCUACUCCAAAACUCAGCAAUCCUUCGAGAAGCAGGGAUUUCACACUGGAACCCCAGCAGCCUCCUUCAACCUGCCUUCGGCGCUGGGCAGCGGCGGCCCCAUCAACCCUGCGACUGCGGCGGCAUACCCCCCCACCCCCUUCAUGCACAUCCUGACCCCGCAUCAGCAGCCUCACUCGCAGAUUCUCCACCACCACCUGCAGCAGGAUGGGCAGCUUCCAUAUUUGCAGAUGAUACUGUGCUGCCAACGCCAGCAGGAAGAUCAGAGUGGCUCCGGGCAGCGCAGCCAAGGCAGCUCCAUCCCCCAGAAAUCCCAGGCCAACAAGUCUGCCUACAACAGCUACAGCUGGGGCGCCAACUGAGGCCGGGCCCUCGGCACCACUCGCUUCCGGAAGAGAAUCCCAGUGCCCCCGAUGAUGAGGAAGGACCCCAGGGAGGAGAGAGCCCUGCGGCGGGGAGCGCCCGGGCCCCCAGCCCCAGCAGGGCCCUGCAGGGCAGGCCGCAGGCACCUCUGCGUUGUCUGUCUUCAGCCACUUUCCUGUUGUAUGUAAUAUAGAAUUUGUAUUUUUUCUUUUUUUUCCCUUUUUUUUUUUUCUCUCUCUCUCUCCACAUUCAGAUCUGAACCGUUUGCCGUAGGGGCCUUUUUUGGUUUUUACUCCUUUCUAUCCCCUCUCCCAUCCAGCUGCCCCAGAAUCUCUCAGAUCCAAAGGAGUGGAAGCUGCGAGUCGCCUACAGCAAACCCCCUUAUUAUUAGGAUUAAGACCAGUAAUUGAUAUGAGCAGCAUUGUAAGAUUAAUUAGUUGAAGUGUUUUUUUUUGUACCGUGUUCUAAAUUUAAUGGAUAAAUGUGUCUUGUAUAUAAAAACAAAAACCCCA
Molecule: messenger RNA, 7408 nt
Organism: Haemorhous mexicanus (house finch)
Lineage: Eukaryota; Metazoa; Chordata; Aves; Passeriformes; Fringillidae
Gene: UBAP2L
Product: ubiquitin associated protein 2 like
Exons: 28
Coding region: 3512-6895 (1127 amino acids)
Cellular component (GO): cytoplasm; nucleus
Molecular function (GO): protein binding
Source: RefSeq, a predicted model, not a curated record